CGGUGAGGACAGUGAGGCGAUGGGGAAUGAUGUGACGGUGCCCAGCAGCCGGCAGCCCAUCCCGCCGGCAAGAGGCAACGAGUCGAUAGAUUUCAUCCAUCGCGAGGAGCGAGAUGCCAUCCACGAACACAGGGAGGUCGGCAUCCUCAGAUGCACAGCGACAUUCCUCAGGCAGAUAGACUUCUCGGCCGCCGUCCUCCGCACUCGGCUGGGGCGCUCCCUCGCGGCGAAACAGCUCGGCGGCAUUAUCGCAUUUGACACCCAGCUGGAGAGUCCUCUGCUGCUGAAGGCCAUCUGGCUGGUGGAUACGCAGCAGUGGACCGAGGUGGUCAACGCGCUGAAGUUGGCGGCGCAGCUCGGCCGCUGCACUCUACCGCUCACCAUGAGUGCACAGCAGCUCCAGAGGCACACCACCAAACAGGUGGGCGGGACGGACGGCAGAGGCCAGGAGGGAUGGCUCGAUAGCUGUGUUGUGUGUCUGUUGUUGUAGGCGUAUUUGGCUGAGCCGCGUGUUUUGGCGCUGUGGAAGAUGAUCGGUCGGCACGUCGACCUCGGCGGCAACUACGGCCGUUUUGAGCUGUUCGACCAGCCGGGCGGCGGUGUGCGCGCCCUGCGCGACGAGCCGGGCUUCGAGCUGACCAUAACCCCCCCCCUCCCCCCCGCCCACCCAUAG
This is a messenger RNA of Vitrella brassicaformis, 673 nucleotides long. The record is from the annotation of a GenBank genome assembly. Lineage: Eukaryota; Vitrellaceae.